AUGCCUUCUCCCAUCGCCAUCGAAGAUGAUAAAAAUGAGGAGCCACCGCAAUUAUAUUGGGUACCAAGAUCUUUUCAGGUAGCGAAGGAGACGGAUGCGACCAAAUCAACCACAGUAGAGCUCGAACAAGUGGCUUUGUUCGAAGAAUUUUUGGAAAGGAAAUUCCAUUUAGGAACGGGGUUAAGUCCCGAACUCAAGUUAAAACUUAUAGAUUUUCUUAAAGAUAACAUUGACUUCUUUGUGUGGUCGCAUUUAGAUAUGACAGUUAUUCUAUUGGAGGUGGCGGUCCACAAAUUGAGCUUGGAUACAGACAUGUUUGUUAAGGAAGAGGUAACCCGACUACUCGAUAUUGGUUCAAUUCGAGAGGUAAAGUACCCAAAAUGGUAUAAUCAAAUUAGGAUGAAACCAGAACAUCAAGAGAAGACUUUUUUCAUGACAAACUUUGGCACAUAUUGCUAUAAUGUGAUGCCUUUUGGUCUUAAAAAUGCUCGGCCACUUAUCAACGGAGAUCAUGUAGAGCAUCUCCAUGAGACGUUUUACAUUCUGAGAAAGUACAACAUGAAGCUCAACUCGAAAAAGUGUGCCUUCAGGGUUGACACCGAUAAAAUUUUGGGAUUUUCUUGUCUCACAAAGUGGGAUCGAGGUAAUCCCCGCCAAAAUCAAAGCCAUCUAGGAUAUCCCGAACCAGCUGACAAAUGUGAAGGAAGUACAAAGAAGAAUGACUUCGUGUGGAUUCCGGAAUGCCAGCAGGCUGAAAGACCUAAAAAGGUACCUAUCCAGCCAUCCGUUAUUGUCAAACCCGGGAGAAGGGGAGCAAAUAUUGAUUUAUCUAGCAAUCUCAGAAGUAGCGAUAAGAACCUUUUUGGUUUGAGAAGAAGAAGGAAUGUUCUUCAUAAGCCUGAGUUGUCAGGUGGUUUGGCUAAGUGGGCAGUCGAAGUUAGAGAAUUCGUUAUUGAAUAUAAGCACAGGACUACAAUUAAGUCACAAGUUUUGGCUUACUUCGUGGACGAUUUUAGUCCGGGAUUAAUGCCUUUGGCUGCUAAAGAAGCAGUGCUGGUAUCAGGACUGGUAUUGGGAGUUUCGACCUUGCUUACGGAUGGAGCCUCCAACGUAAAAGGGUCCCGUCUCGGAGUAGUUCUAAUCACCCCUUCGGGGGAAGCCCUAAUACAGGCCAUUAGAAUUGUAUCAUUAACUAAUAAUAAAGCCGAGUAUGAGGCUUUGGUUGUAGGAUUAGGUUCCGAGGUCAUCGAGAUAAAGUGCUUCUCCCAGCUGGUGGUAAACCAAGUGUAUGGAAUUUUCGACACAAAGGAGGAGCGCAUGCAACAAUAUUUGAACAAGGUUCAAGCAUUACUUACACGAUUCAAAGAGUGGUCAAUCGUCCAUGUUCCAAGGGAUGAAAAUGUGGAGGCAGACGCACUGGCUAAUUUGGGUUCAUCCAUAGAGAUAAAAGGAUCUGAUUCCUGUGCGGUCGUCCAAUUGCUUCAUUCAGUGUUGGAUGUUGAUGGCUACUGUGAAGUUAAUUCAAUCAACUUAAUCUGGGACUAG
Messenger RNA from Nicotiana tabacum (common tobacco), 1545 nucleotides. RefSeq lists its product as uncharacterized. Gene Ontology annotation, molecular function: RNA-DNA hybrid ribonuclease activity; nucleic acid binding. The record is from RefSeq and is a predicted model, not a curated record. Lineage: Eukaryota; Viridiplantae; Streptophyta; Magnoliopsida; Solanales; Solanaceae.